This is a messenger RNA of Myripristis murdjan (pinecone soldierfish), 9449 nucleotides long. It is a transcript of the gene atp2b4, whose product is annotated as ATPase plasma membrane Ca2+ transporting 4. The coding region runs from base 986 to 4627 and encodes 1213 amino acids. NCBI's taxonomy places the organism in Eukaryota, Metazoa, Chordata, Actinopteri, Holocentriformes, Holocentridae. Gene Ontology annotation, molecular function: ATP hydrolysis activity; P-type calcium transporter activity; ATP binding. The transcript is spliced from 22 exons. Gene Ontology annotation, biological process: regulation of cytosolic calcium ion concentration; calcium ion transmembrane transport. The record is from RefSeq and is a predicted model, not a curated record. Gene Ontology annotation, cellular component: intracellular membrane-bounded organelle; plasma membrane.
GCCAGGGAAAGACGCUGAUCUGGAUGCUGGUCUUUUCUCUGGUCCCGUAUAUCUGCUGAACCCCAUUUCCACUAAAGCGCUGCAUCACAAACACAUUAUUCAACUGUUGCAGCUCGUUUGCUGAUUGAUAAAAUAUUCGAGUGAAUCAGAGCCUUCCCCUCCGCGGGUGCUAUUUGAAGAGGAAGAGGAGUUUUUACGGGUUGCUUUUCAAGUGAAAUCUCUUGAAUCUGGAUUUGAUUUUGUUUUCGUCACCGGGGUUGCCGUCGCUGCUGCUGCCGCUGCAGGGCAAGAGUUAAUGCUCAUUCAUAUUUUGUUUUUGAGGAAGAAACGGCUUGAAAAAUUGGAAGGACAUUGAAAAGGCUCCGUUCCUGGACUGAUUCACCCCCGUCAGUCCAUUCUUCUUUUCUCACCGCAGUUGUCAAGUUGGAACACUGCUGGGGAAUGGACAAACCCCUGUAAACGAAGAGCUGCUCCCUCAUAUUUAACACAAUACACCCGGACGUGUUUGAACGUGAAUCAGCUAAGUGGAAUGGUUUCUGAGUAUUUUAAAGUUCACUUGCCAGACGUCAGCGCUACCUACAUAUAAUCAAGACUGAAGCAGAAGAAAAAUCGUUUUUUUUUUUCCUCACAAGAGACGAAAAAGUGGAUUUUAAAACGUCUGUUAAAGAGUCUGUCAUGUCUCCAGUUGUCUGCGCUGCUUAGCAUCCGGUGUUGGUUGGAGAGAAGAAGUCAGCGGAGUAUGUUUACAUCCCUGUUUACAUGGUGACUGAAAAGAACAUGCACUUGCAGGUCAGGAGUUAACCUCAGUUGUUCAUCUCCUACAUGUGCCAUCUCUGAGAACUACACUACCCACAUAUCUCGAGCACCUACAGGAGGACUUUCUGGUCUUACUCAUUGUUCAUCAAUCUUAGUACCAAUUCUUACAUUUAAAAAGAUAUUUUUAAAGUAGGAGUAGAAAUACAACACUGCAAUAAAGAAAACCAGAAUGGCCAACAACACAGUGGACCACCCUCCGGGGAAUUCGGUGGCUGAGGGCAACCAUGAAGGGGAUUUUGGUGUGACUGUGAUGGAACUGAGGGGCCUGAUGGAGCUUAGAAGUGGUGAGGCUGUGGCCAAGAUAGGAGACACCUACGGAGAUGUGCAGGGGAUAUGUCGCCGCCUGAAAACAUCGCCUAUAGAAGGUCUAUCUGGCAAUCCUGUGGAUCUAGAGAAGCGCCGCACAGCUUUCGGAAAGAAUUUCAUCCCUCCCAAGAAGGCUAAGACUUUUCUGCAGUUGGUGUGGGAGGCUCUGCAGGAUGUCACCCUCAUCAUCCUUGAGAUCGCUGCCAUCAUCUCCCUGGGCCUGUCCUUCUACCACCCACCAGGGGGCGACAGUGAGAUGUGCGGGGCAGUGGCAGGUGGUGUGGAGGAUGAGGGUGAAUCUCAGGCUGGCUGGAUCGAGGGUGCUGCCAUCCUCUUCUCAGUCAUCAUUGUGGUUCUGGUGACAGCCUUCAACGACUGGUCCAAGGAGAAGCAGUUUCGCGGGCUGCAGAGUCGCAUUGAGCAGGAGCAGAAGUUCACAGUCAUCCGCAAAGGCCAGGUCAUCCAGAUCCCUGUGGCUGAGAUUGUGGUGGGAGACAUUGCCCAGAUCAAAUAUGGUGACCUGCUGCCUGCUGAUGGCAUCUUGAUUCAAGGCAACGACCUGAAGAUUGAUGAGAGCUCUCUGACUGGUGAAUCAGACCAAGUCAGGAAGUCCCUGGAGAAGGAUCCCAUGCUGCUGUCUGGAACCCAUGUGAUGGAGGGAUCGGGUAGAAUGGUAGUGUCAGCAGUUGGACUCAACUCUCAGACUGGCAUCAUUUUUACUCUCCUGGGCGCUGGAGAGAAUGACGAAGAGAAGAAGGUCAAGAAAAGUAAAAAACAAGGACCCCCUGAAAAUCGCAACAAAGCUAAGACCCAGGAUGGCAUUGCACUGGAAAUCCAGCCCCUGAAGAGCGAGGAGGCCGCUGAAUCAGAGGAGAAGGAGGAGAAGGAGGAGGCCAAGACGGUGAAGAAGGUCAAUGUGACCAAGAAGGAGAAGUCUGUGCUGCAGGGAAAACUCACCAGGCUGGCUGUACAGAUUGGGAAGGCUGGUCUGAUCAUGUCGGCCGUGACAGUCAUCAUCCUGAUCCUUUACUUUGUAAUUGACACCUUUGGGGUCCAGCGUCGUCCAUGGCUCACCGAGUGCACCCCCAUCUACAUCCAGUACUUUGUAAAGUUCUUCAUCAUCGGUGUAACGGUGCUGGUGGUGGCUGUUCCUGAAGGGCUGCCACUGGCUGUCACCAUUUCUCUGGCCUACUCUGUCAAGAAAAUGAUGAAAGACAACAACCUGGUACGUCAUCUGGAUGCCUGCGAGACCAUGGGUAAUGCCACAGCCAUCUGCUCGGACAAGACUGGCACGCUGACCAUGAACCGCAUGACAGUGGUCCAGGCCUACAUCGGUGACACCCACUAUAAGACUGUCCCUGACCCCAGCGUCAUCAAACCAGAGACGCUGGAAAUCAUGGUCAACAGCAUUGCCAUCAAUUCUGCUUACACUACCAAGAUCCUGCCACCAGAAAAGGAGGGUGGCUUGCCAAGACAUGUGGGUAAUAAGACAGAGUGUUCCCUGUUGGGCCUGGUGCUGGAGCUGAAGAGGGACUACCAGCCUAUCAGGGAUGAGAUUCCAGAGGAGAAACUCUACAAAGUUUACACCUUCAACUCCUCCCGCAAGUCCAUGAGCACCGUACUGAAGAACAGCGAUGGAGGAUUCCGCAUGUACAGCAAAGGAGCUUCAGAGAUCGUCCUGCGCAAAUGCUCUCGUAUCUUGGACGCCCAGGGCCAGCCACGCAUCUUCAAGCCCAAGGACCGAGAUGAGAUGGUGCGUAAGGUGAUUGAGCCCAUGGCCUGUGAUGGGCUGAGGACCAUCUGUGUGGCCUACAGGGACUUUCCUGCAGAGGCUGGUGAGCCUGAAUGGGACAGUGAGAAUGACAUCCUCAGUGAUCUGACCUGCAUUGCUGUGGUCGGCAUUGAAGAUCCUGUCCGUCCUGAGGUACCUGAGGCUAUUGCUAAGUGCCAGCGUGCUGGCAUUACUGUACGUAUGGUCACUGGGGACAACAUCAACACUGCUCGUGCCAUUGCAACUAAGUGUGGAAUACUACUUCCUGGAGAGGACUUUCUGUGUCUGGAGGGCAAAGAGUUCAACCAGCAAAUCCGCAAUGACAAGGGAGAGGUGGAGCAAGAGCGUCUGGACAAGGUUUGGCCCAAGCUGCGCGUUCUAGCUCGUUCUUCACCAACAGAUAAACACACUCUGGUCAAAGGCAUCAUUGACAGCACAGUGGGUGAAACCCGGCAGGUGGUGGCUGUAACUGGUGAUGGUACCAAUGACGGUCCUGCCCUCAAGAAAGCUGAUGUUGGAUUUGCUAUGGGUAUUGCUGGCACAGAUGUGGCUAAGGAGGCCUCGGACAUUAUUCUGACUGAUGACAACUUCACCAGCAUUGUCAAGGCCGUCAUGUGGGGACGGAACGUCUAUGACAGCAUCUCCAAGUUCCUGCAGUUCCAGCUCACAGUCAAUGUCGUGGCUGUCAUUGUGGCCUUCACUGGUGCCUGUAUUACACAGGACUCUCCACUGAAAGCGGUGCAGAUGCUGUGGGUCAACCUGAUCAUGGACACCCUUGCCUCCCUGGCCUUGGCCACCGAGCCCCCAACCGAGUCCCUGCUGUUGCGUAAGCCCUACGGCCGCAACAAGCCCCUCAUCUCUCGCACCAUGAUGAAGAACAUCCUCGGCCAUGCCGUCUACCAGCUUGUGAUCAUUUUCACCCUGCUGUUUGCCGGUGAGAAUUUUUUUGACAUCGACAGUGGCCGCAACGCACCUCUCCACUCGCCACCCACUGAGCACUACACCAUUGUCUUCAACGUCUUUGUCAUGAUGCAGCUCUUCAACGAGAUUAAUGCCAGGAAGAUCCAUGGAGAGAGGAAUGUAUUUGAGGGAGUCUAUCGGAACCCCAUCUUCUGCAGCGUUGUCUUGGGCACUUUUGCGCUCCAGAUCGUCAUUGUUCAGUUUGGCGGAAAGCCUUUCUCGUGCACUGCUCUGACCAUUGACCAGUGGCUGUGGUGUGUGUUCAUUGGUGUUGGAGAGCUGCUCUGGGGUCAGUUAAUCUCAGCCAUACCCACCCACCAUUUGAAGUUCCUGAAGGAGGCGGGCCACGGCAUCACCAAGGAGGAAAUCCCAGAGGAGGAGCUGACUGAGGGCGCUGACGAGAUCGACCAUGCUGAGAUGGAGCUGAGGAGAGGGCAGAUCCUCUGGUUUAGAGGCCUCAACCGCAUCCAGACUCAGAUGGAUGUGGUGUAUACCUUCCAGACAGGCCAGGCAGCAGUGCCUGGUGCCCUGCGCCGCCAGCCCUCCGUCGUCAGCCAGCACAAUGACAUUAAGGUGGUGAAUGCGUUCCGUAGCUCCCUUUACGAGGGGCUGGAGAACCCAGAAUCCCGCAGCUCCAUCCACAACUUCAUGGCCCAUCCUGAGUUUGUGCCUCUCUCCGAGGAGGAGGCUCGCAUCCCCCCGAUCGAGGAGACCGGAGAUGAGAUUGAAGCCCUCCCCAGUGCUUCCUCUGGAGAGGGAGAAGGAGGAGAAUGAGAGCCCUGCCCUGCUACUUCCUCCCAUAGCCUGUAGUCCUCCAUGUGAUCACCACCGCCUCCUCCCUCUGCUCUCCUCUCCUCUCCUCAGCUUCUACAGAAUUCCCUCUCACCACACACACACACUCUCUCUCUCUCUCUCUCUCUCUCUCUCUCUCUCUCUCUCUCUCUCAGCUCCAAGUUUCCCAUGUUAUGCAUUCACAAACUAUGGUGAGGAUGGAGCUCCAUGUCCCUCGGUCCCACCCCCUCCAAGCCCCUCCUGACACCUCAUUGUUUUUGAUGACUCAUACUGACUGUGGAGUUGCUCUGCCUGUAAGUUUGUGCAUCUAAGUGAUAUAUGAAGAGACCCCCCCACCCCCACCCCUCCACUACAUACUCACACACACACACACACACACACACACAAACACACACACAUACACAGACACACCUUUAAUUCACUAGAAGGUGGAGUCCAGAGCCUCCAUCCACUUUGGAGGGCUGAUGCCAGUCCUGUCCACCUCUGCUCUUUUUCUUUGUUUGUUUUUAUGUGAUGAUCCUUUUUUUUUUUUUUUUUUUAAAUUCCUUUAAGCCUUGUUUCUUGUUUGGUCAGAUUUUCUGCGUGGGACUGAAAAGCAGCAUAUUGUGUUUGUUCUGUACUUCAUUCCUGCAUAAUGCUCUCAAAUAGGAAAAAACGUGUUUUUUUUUUUUGUUUUUUUUUAAAGAGUGCAUUGAUUCUCAUGUACAUACGCUUUUGCUCUUCUAUACAGCUAAAAGCAGGUUUGGUGAUGAGAGGAUAAUAGGCAGUUGCAAAAAUGUAACCAUUGAUAACAUUAUUCCAUUUUCGCCGAGGAUUUUUUUUUAAAUUCCAAAUGUACAGAAUUGUUUUCCAAUCUUCUAAGGAAUGUGUAUUAAUGUUUGAUUCAACUCAAAAUAAUGAUAACGUCUUAAUUGAGUGUGACAUUACAGGCUUUAGGUUUAACUGCUAAAAAAAUCCAACUCCCUCCUUAAUCAUGUCCAUAUGGGCCAUUUUCUUUCUUUUUUGUUGUAUGUGGAAGGACAGCGCUGAGGAUCUCUAGAGGGUUUUAUACACCAAAACAGAAAACGGCUGCUUCAAAAAGAGAGGGAUGAUAAUGUAGAAAUAGAGGUGGGGUGGGGGGGUUCUGAUUUAAUCUCAUCCAGUCAGGGUUCUGGUUCUCUCCAGCCUCUCAGUAAGGCUACGUCCACACGGAGACAGAUUUUUUAUUUUAUUUUAUUUUAUUUUUUUUUGAAAAUCCAACCUUUUCUUUUCAUUUCAACCUGCUGUCCACAUGAAAGCCUGUUUUUGGUAAAACAAAUUUGAAAAAAAAAAAAUCAUUUUUGGCAGACACUAAGACACUCGUGUUGUGUCGUAAAAACGAAGUGGUUUGAAAAGGCUGCUGUCACCGGCACCGCUUUGCUUCCAUUCCACUUCCUUUUUUAAUGGAUGAAUAAAGUUGCAUUUUCAAAAAAAAUAAAAAUAAUAAUAAUAAUGAUCUCCAUGUAGACAUAGCCUAAGUUGACAUCUUAACAUACUGCCUCAAUCUUGAGUUCAGAAUAUAAGCGUGAAGAGGAGUGUUAUUAUCCCCCCUCCCCCCAGUGGUGUGCAUGUUUCAUCUGUGUUGCGUAGCAUGGUCAUUUAGGAGAAUGUGGGAUCCCAUGUUUUGUGGGUGUCAGAGUACCCACCUGUGUUUAAGACAAAUUCUUGGUAUUAGUUAGUUUGUUUUUUUGGGUAGAGAACCCAACCAUGGGCGCAGUCUGUCUACCAAAAAUAGGGAUUACAUCAAGCUCUCAACAAAAGGGGGCUUCUGGCUCGUCCCCGUCGGCUCCUGUGUGUCUGCUGUUAGAGAACUUCACUGUGUUGACCGUGUCAAGGGACACGGGGGGCUUGAUCUCACCCGAGCCAUGGGGAAAACAAUCAGCAUCCAGAUCUAAAUCCACUAUGUAUCCUCUCCUGCCGCUCGCCUCCUGCUUUCCCAUCCGUUACCCUGCGAUCGGUAGAGACGCAGCUUCUGUAAAGCUCCUUCAGGCAAAGCCACAGAUUACUCUUAAAGGGGCACUCCUCGAUUUGGGCUCUACAGAACAACAGCGGCCCAAGAAUCUAAACAGCCAAGCAAAGCUCGGCUGCCAGAGGUAGGGAAGUGCCAACAUGGCCGAUAGAGGCGCCUGUUGACGAGUUCAGCACCAAAACAACUUGACUGAAACACAGCAGCACUCUGAGGGAAAAUGAAGGAGUGUGCCUUUAAAAGAAGAAGGAAUGAAUUCUAGAACCCAGCCACUGAUGCACCCCCCGCCCCCACCCCUCUCUGUCAUUCUCUGCACCAACCCUUAGACUAGAAGCCACUUAGUAAAGAGCACGGUAGGUAUUAAAUAGGACAUGUUGUUAUUAUUAUUAUUAGGACAUGUUGAAUUAAUAUACUACUACUGCCAUAUUUCCAACUUCUUUAUCACGACGAGCUUUCUUCUCUACACCCAUUCUGAUGAGCUUUUUCUACAUAACUCAGAGCCAUAUUUUAUAGGUUGUCUAUAUUGUUUUGUAUCUCAUUGUUACCAAGGUUCCCUUUGAAUUUUCUCAAAAUGCCCCCCACCCCCAUCCCACCCCUGCCCCCUUUUACUUCAAACAUGACCAAAUAACAAAGAGAAAACCUACAGUUGUCACUGCCGAAUUAAGUUAAAGGACCUCUACGAUGUUUACAUGAAGACCAAGUGGGUGGCAGUUUGCCUGGCACUGCGCGUCCCUCAUCUGACCUGCCCGCCCCACCCAACCCCAGCCCAGCCCACCCCCAGCCUCUUUGUCAUUCCCUUGAUUUCCUUAGUCUUAGAGUUACUAUUUAACUAAUGAGGAAUCUUUCUUGCAUGGUUUUCAUAUAAAACUCAAUGUUUUGCUCAUUUUUUUACAAUUAUUCUGUAUUUUUAUAUUAAGUACUUUUUAAUAUUUUGGAGAUAUAUGAAUAUAUAUGUAUAGCCUGAAGAGUUUGGUGACAAGUACAGUACAUGAAUGAGAUGAAUCUACCAUGGAGUAUGUCUUUUUACAGUUCGCUAAAUAUUUAUGCCACGUUUGUCUUCUUGGUCAACUGAUGUUAGGGCUAGGUAACCCACAGUGGCUUGUUUACUUCCUGUUGGCCAUACAAUUGGAAUCUCAGCAAAUCUAGUCUUACCACCCCCUUUUUGCAGAAGUGUGGUCACCUUAUUUAAGGUCCUGUGUGAGACGACACCCUAUGUGUAAUUCUCCAACUCCACUGGGGUUCAGCAAAUGGAAAGUGAAUCCAACUAACACAGAACAACACAUUAAAUGCAAGUGUAUAAUUAUUUAAUCAACCUCUGGGUUUGUUUGGGUUUUCUGUUCUUUCAGAUUCCUUUUUUUAAACGAGAGGAUUGGUGCUGUUCUACAACUGGUAGUUUAGAAGUAUAGAAGUUCACAUAGAUGAAGAAGUCAGGGUUUUUUUUUUGUUCGUUUGUUUUUGGUUUUGUUUCGUUUUUAAAUUAACGGCUUCAGAAACUUUCUGGGAAGAAAGCUUAACUGUUAAAAGCAUUUGAGACAUCACAUCCUCUUCCUAUUGUGUCUCGGUAAAUUCUCCACCUAUAUGAAAUGCCUUUUACUGUGGUGUCUGCAGACUCAUGUUAUGUGCGUUUCCAAAUGAUGAUCCAUUUCAUCCCUUGUUUUCUUCAAAAUCUUACAUACAAAAUGUGCUUUGACAUUCAGUAUAAUGUAAAUAUUGUCAUAUUAUUGAAAGGAAGUGUUACUGCUAUCACUGUCAGUGACAAUAAAAGGGAGCGGGGGCAAUCAGCCAAUCAUCACCCAGCAUAGCUUUAAGAAUGUUCUGCCAAAGUCUCUCUUUUCUUCUUUGUCCAAUCUUUGUUUUUAUUUAUGUAUUUAUUGUUUUAAAUUUUAUUUUAUUUACAGGCUCGUUUUGAAUGGUUGGCGUCACCCCCCACCCCCCUAUUUUCUUUUUUUUUUAUUAUUAUUAUUAUUUCUUUUUUUUUUUUUUUUUCUUUUUUUGUUCUGGCGUGUUGAUGCUCAGACUGCCCCUCUUCUCUUGCUGUGACUAUGGUGGUGCUGUGGUGGCUCUCCAUUGGACUGGUUGCCCUCAUCCCAUUCCAAAUGUACAAAAAAGCUCAACUCUCAGAAACAUUCAAGACUUUGAAUUACUGUGGAUUUGUUUCAACCAUGGCACAACCGUACCAUUGAAAAAAUGAACGAAAAAAAAAACAAAAAAACAGGCAAAACUCAACAGUGGAAAAAAGACAUCACAGGCACAGUACUUUUUUAAUUUUCUGAAGGCUCUUCUCUGAAUCUGAGAGACCUCAGACGGCACAGGUCUCUGUUAGGACUCAUGUAUGGAAAAGGAUUGUGCUUGUUGUGCAAUAACUGUUGCAACAUGACCGCAUUGCUUCCUGUCAAAAGCAUUGCCUUUCAUAGAAUAGCUUUCUUUAAUUGGAUAUUGGGGGAAUUCUUUGGAUAAGCAGUUAUACAAAACAAAGAUAGUAAUAAACAAAUGGUUUAAAAGAACUGGAAAAAUCACAGUUGGGAAAUUUAUAACCACUUACAUAGACAGACCUGAUUUUUGUGUUUUAAUACACUCUCAGUUGUAUUUAAUUGCAAAAAAAAGAAAAAAGAAAAAAAAUCUUUUCUGUAAUUGAUAUGAUACACAGUAAUAGGCGCUGGUGUUAUUUUUGUAUAAACAUUUUAUCAUCUAUGUGGCAUGCAUGACGUAUAUACAAAAUAUGGUGGUUUAAAGCAAUAUGUCCAACCUGGUGCGAUCAGUACCGUCGUGUUCUGUGUAGCCUACAGCCACUCUGUACAAAAAAAGAGAAGAAAAAAAAGA